UGUCAACGUCUUAUCUGAGUAAAACCUAACGCUAUGUACUGUACACUUAAAAAUCGCAAGUCAGAAAAGUUUUUUUUUCUGUCAAAAAGAUGGUAAUAUUUAAAGUCAUAAAGAUUUGCACUCCAGCGCUAUGAGAAUUUCCACUGAUCACAUCUCACGCACAAAGCAGUACUUCUAUGUACUGGCCCACAACUAUUGUUCUGUGAGAAUUCUGCUUUAGUCCGGAACAUUUUUACCUUUCAAGUCGAACCGAUUUUUAUGUGACACUAGAAAGCACUUCAAACAAUAUGUGUAGGUAGUAGGUUGUCGAAUUUGAAAUAAAACAUGAAUAUGUCAUUUAAAAAGUCAGUAUGGUAUGCCUCAAGAUUAAACGUCCCGUCUAGUAUGGUACAGACUUCCUCAUUAGUUCAAUGUACUGUGACAGCUCCAGGGCAAAAACCUGUAUGCAAAAACGAAUAUUGGUGUAUAUGUUCUCCUAAAAGAGGUACAGUGACAUUACAGAACCUUCAACAGAGUUAUCCAAAGAUGUCAUCUUGUCGUUUUAUCAGUAAUAAAGCAAGAGCGAAACAACUUACUCAGACAUAUCCCAUUUUAGAAGGACAGCUUAUGCCAAUUCUUAGGCAUGUCUUUGAAGCAAAUUUGCGUAAUACAGUGAAUUGUAAACAGAGAUACACAGAGUUGAUGGAAAAGGUGAAUUUGGGAGGUGGUCACAGUGCAAUUCAGAGGCAUACACAGAGGAACAGAAAACUGCUUGUUCGUGAUCGUCUGAGAUUACUUCUAGAUGAUGAUGACUUUUUAGAACUGUCACCUUUUGCUGGUUUUGGCAUGCCAUAUGGAGAUGUUCCUUCUGCAGGUUGUGUAAAUAGAAUUGGAAAAAUUAAUGGAGUAUGGUGCAUGAUUACUGCUAAUGAUGCAACUGUAAAAGGAGGAACAUCUUACCCCAUUACAGUGACAAAACAGCUGCGAUCCCAGGAAGUAGCAGUGCAAAAUAAGCUACCGACAUUGUAUGUUGUUGACAGUGGAGGAGCUUUCUUACCGCUCCAGGCUGAGAUUUUUCCUGAUAAACAUAAUGGUGGAAGAGCAUUUUACAAUGAAGCUAUUAUGUCAGCAAUGAAGAUUCCUCAGGUUUCUAUAGUUGCUGGAUCCUGUACAGCUGGUGGUGCCUAUGUUCCAACCAUGGCAGAGGAGACUAUUAUUGUCAAUAAAAUUGGCACUAUUUUCCUUGGUGGACCACCACUAGUUAAAGCAGCAAUAGGAGAAGAGGUAUCACCAGAAGAUCUUGGUGGAGCAGCGCUACACUCAAAAGUUAGUGGCUGUGUGGAUCAUUUUGCUGCUUCAGAAACAGAAGCAUAUCAGUGUGCCAGAAAUAUAAUUAGUACCUUGAAUUUCACACCUGAACCAGAAGAUAACUUAGACUACGAGUCACCGUUGUAUAGUGCUGAAGAGCUUGCAGGUCUUGCUCCACGGGACUAUAACCACACACUGAAUGUUAAACUGAUCCUGAGUCGUCUGAUUGAUGGGAGCAGAUUUCUGGAGUUCAAAGCUGAGUAUGGAAUGACACUUGUAACAGGAUUUGCAUGGAUUAAAGGUCAUCUAGUUGGAAUUAUAGCCAACAAUGGAGAGCUGUCCCAUGAUGCUGCCCUAAAAGGAAGCCAUUUCAUUCAGCUCUGUGACCAGCGGGGCACUCCUCUACUUUUUCUACAAAAUACUGCACAUGUAGCAUUGACAGCAACCUUGUCACAGGCUGAAGCUAACACAAACAGGUUGAAAGCUCAGGCCUCUAUGAUGACUGCUGUAGCUUGUGCCUCUGUUCCUAAGAUAACUGUAGUCAUUGGUGGCUGCUGUGGAGGGGAAAGUUAUGCAAUGUGCGGAAGAUCAUUCAGUCCCAGCUUUCUUUUCUUGUGGCCAAAUGCAAGAACUGCCAUUAUGGAUCCAAGUCAUUCUGCAGAGUACCUACAGAUGGACGAGAAUGAUAUUCCCCGUAGUGAGACAGAAAUAAGACAACUAAGGAAACAGCUAGAAGAAGAAAGCAGUGCGUUUUAUUCAUCUAGUAGACUGUGGGAUGAUGGAGUGAUAUUGCCCGAAGACACAAGGAAGAUCAUUGCUCAGUGUUUGAGAAUUGUCAGUCAACAGUUCUACCAACAAGUAUAUUCAAAACAGUUAACUACCCGUGUCUUACGGACAUAAAACUACAAAUCUGAAAGACCAAUAAUGCUAUUGCCUUGUACCUGCAGUUUAAUGGUGGAUAGUACAACCAAGAUUGGCCGUAUUCUCACUGGGUAGUGUAUUACCAAUUCUAAAAGUCGUUGAUCCAAGAAUUCAGGAGACUUUGGUAGAAUUUUAUUCUGUUACUUAAGGCUUUGAAGAGUUCUGAUAUGACAGAUGCAAGGAAUAUACCACAUGAUCAUCAUGGUGCACUGCUGUAAACAACAAUUAGAAGAACAAAAAGAAUAUCCUUUAUUAAAUUACAUGGUGAUCAUACCUUUGUUAUAGAAUGCAGCGUGUUCGUUUACAGAGAAACAGUUGUGCCUCAAAAAUCACUCUCGUACCUGAAGUGCACUUUCAACAUAUAGCUCUGGAAGGGAAGAAACAAUUCAGGUCACCUGUCACGCACUUGUGCAAGUGCUUUAAUGUGCAUGUUUAUGCCAUUUCACAGCUCUUCUCAAAGCAGUGCUCCUUUGUACAUGCACACAGCUGAUUCCAAAUGUAUAUAUGUUACUGGUAAACACUGCAUAGUAUGACAGUGUUUCAGCACCACUUGAGUAAAUUAAACUGAUUGUUCCAUAAUAUGGGACAGUAUCCAGUUCUGAAACAUUUUUGUGCUUAACUGGGAGGUACUCAUUACUAUGAUUCUAUAUAGUGAUAUUGUACAUUGUUUUUAAAGGCAUUCAUUUGAUGAAAUUAAUCAGAUGACUAAUCUGUGAUGUGCUACGUAAGCAAACUGGGUAACCUACAUGACAUUCGGCUUGCAGAGAGGUUGCAUGUCUGACUUUGGGCCUUAGGCAGAAGAAUUCCUCUUAGAACUUGUACAUCCCACAUGAAGGGAAUUUCAAGACUGCCACUCUAAACCACAUUUCCAUCCCUCUUCACUUCUUUCAUUUAUUGAUUUCAUGAACUCUGAACAAAUUUUACUAUAAACAUGCCCAGUAAAUGCUACUUUCCCAGCAACAAUGUUGAAUUCAUGGAUUAUCCAAAACAGGUGUGUGUGUGUGUGUGUGUGUGUGUGUGUGUGUGUGUGUGUGUGUGUGUGUGUG
Protopterus annectens (West African lungfish) is the source of this 3254-nucleotide messenger RNA. RefSeq names its product biotin-dependent 3-methylcrotonyl-coenzyme A carboxylase beta1 subunit-like. Gene Ontology annotation, biological process: L-leucine catabolic process. Gene Ontology annotation, molecular function: methylcrotonoyl-CoA carboxylase activity. Bases 325 to 2187 code for a protein of 620 amino acids. The record is from RefSeq and is a predicted model, not a curated record. The transcript is spliced from 13 exons. Lineage: Eukaryota; Metazoa; Chordata; Ceratodontiformes; Protopteridae. Gene Ontology annotation, cellular component: methylcrotonoyl-CoA carboxylase complex; mitochondrion.